Messenger RNA from Adineta steineri, 987 nucleotides. The record is from the annotation of a GenBank genome assembly. NCBI's taxonomy places the organism in Eukaryota, Metazoa, Rotifera, Eurotatoria, Adinetida, Adinetidae.
AUGCCACGUCAUUGCGCCGAAUGUCAUGGAAUUACUCCUAAUUUUCAAGUGAAUUUUUGUCAACAUUGCGGUAAAACGUUUGGCACUAGAAUCCAUCGGCCAACAUCGAUAAAAUCUCGACCAUCGGUGUUAUCUUUGCCUCCUGAACGUACUCCCUCAGACACAGUACAUAGACAUCAUCCGUCAGUUACUUCCAAAUCACUUCGUACAGGAUUACCAUCAUCAUCACCCUCACAUAGUUCAUCAUCAUAUUCGUUAAAAUCGCGACCGAUUUCGAUUGAAAGAAAGCGUCGAGAAACUUCCCAUGAUGAUUCGCAUAAACGGUCUAAUUCUUGUCAAUAUAAAAUAAUUUGUGGAGAAUAUUUGUCAUCGUUAAAAUGGCAGGAGGUAUUUUUCAAUCGUAAACAUAAUCGAUGCUAUUGCAAUGAAUGUUACCCAAUGUCGUGUAACGAUACCUUUGAAACUGGUGGUUCGACUUACGUUAUUCCUCGAAAUUGGUGCCGUUUUGGUCUCCAUGUGGAUCAAGUUCGUGCUCAGACUGAUCAUAUAUGGAAUCAAUGGAUAAUAACUUAUCAUGGAACAUCGGCGAUAGCCGCUGAAUCAAUUGUAAAUCAUCGUCAGUUUUUAAUACCUGGUGAUCGAUGUAUUGAUGGCACAAGUAUUUAUAUACAUCCUGAUCAUAUUAAGGAUAAAUAUGAAAUUUAUACAUCUCCAACAAUUGCGUAUUCAAGCCUCUCAUGUUAUUGUCCUGCACAACAAUUUCGAUCAAAAUUAACCAAUAAAUUAUAUAAUGCGCAAAUUGUACUUCAAUGUCGACAAAAACCUGGAGCAUUCAAAGUACAAGCUGAAACAGUAGGUGCUGGUAAUGAAAGAAUAUGUUCAGUUAUAUCAAAUGAUCAAGUUGAAAUAUUAACAACAAUAAGAGCCGCUAUUGUACCUUAUGGAGUAUUAAUCAAAUUAACUGAGAUUAACCGAAAUGAUUAUUAA